AUGAAAGAAAACGUUCGACCGGCGUAUGAGGACGAAUUGUAUGAGGACGAAUUAGAAACAAAUGAUUUUAUACCAUUUAAGAAUAACGGAAAAAUUACAACUUCCUCAUGUAAUUCAUUCUAUAACAAACAUAUAAUUCUCCUACUUGAUAUUGUGGAACAAUUAAUUGAAGGAAAGUUCAAAGAAAAACAGCAGGAAACAGUCACAACAUCGUGUACUUAUGAUCAAACAGCUGUAUAUAUUGGAAUUUUACGAAGUACAAUUCAAGAUGUUAAUGAUAUUAUUCAGCAAACAUCAAAGAAUGAGUAUCAGUUUAUUCGAUUAUGUAAAGAGCAUUUUAAUUAUUACCAACCUGUUGAAAUUUCGAUGUCGGGUGGAGCAACAAGAGAUAAAGAUGCAAAAUUCUAUUAUAUUUCCAUAAAAGAGUCAUUAAUAAAUAUAUUUAGUAAACAAGAAAUGUAUCUUCUUCUCAGGAAUCAUGUUAUACAACAACAAGUUAAAGUGUUGCGCGAUCCUUAUCUGAUGUAUUCGUUUAGAGAUGGGAGCAACGGCCAAAACAUUGAUCCUCAUUCAUUUUUACUUCAGUUGUAUAGUGAUGGUGUUGGGCUGACUAAUCCUAUUGGUGCUAAAAAGGAUCAACAUAAGGUCACAUUAGUAUAUUUUCUUUUAGAAGAUAUACCAGAAGUAUUCAGAUCAACAUUACAAUGCAUUAACUUAGUGGCUAUAUGUUACACAAAGUAUUUAAGUAAUGAAAAUCUAAGAAAAUUUUAUCAACCGAUAGUUAAAGAAUUAAAUGAUUUACAAUUAAAUGGUUUGAUGAUAAAUGGAAAUAAUGAAACAUUACGAUUUAAAUUUUCAACAUUUUCUGCUGAUAAUUUAGCAGCAAAUGAAAUUGGUGGAUUCCAGCAAACGUUUAGUCAUGGACACUUCUGUCGCAGAUGUUUGAUAUCAUAUAAAAAUCGUAUUAUUCCGCUUACGGAUUUAACGAUAAUUCAAAGAACCGAAAAUAGACAUGAGCAAUAUGUAGAACAAGUGAUAAAUCAGAAUGGUGGAGCAGCUGUGUUUGGUGUUACUAGGAUGAGCCCAUUGGAUGAGCUAGAUGGUUUUUAUCCAACAAUUUCACUACCUGGCGAUAUAAUGCAUGAUUUGUUUGAAGGCAGUUGUCCGAUUGUAAUUAUAGCAAUGCUCAAAGAAGCAUCAGCUUUACGUCUGAUAAGUUAUCCGAAAAUUCAAGAACGUAUGGAAAAUUUCAUUUAUGGUACGAUGGAUUCAAGUGAUAAACCCCCAGCAAUUCAGGUGAAGCAUCUUAACCUUGGCCGCAUAAGUAGAAGUGCUGCUCAAAAAUUAUUACUAUUUAAAUUAUUUCCAUUAAUAUUCCAUGAUAUAACACAAAAUCUUGAAACAUUUGAAAUUUAUCUCACUUUAAGAGAAAUGUUAGGCAUUAUUUUGGCUUAUCCAUCAAGGAAGAGCUGGUUACCUCAUCUUAACCAACUUGGUAUUUUAUUUCAAUGUUUGAUGGCUAACCUUUUACCCGACAAAAUGAUACCAAAAAUUCAUUUUUCUACUGAAUAUGAUAAAACAAUGGAGCAAUGUGGGCCACCAACUAAGUUUUGGUGCAUGCGGUAUGAGGGGAAACACGCUUAUUUCAAAAAAGUUGCUCUACGUUCAAAUAAUUUUAAGAAUAUGCCGAAAACAUUAGCUCAACGUCAUCAGUUAAGAAAUUGUUUGUUUUUGUGGAAUACUCAAUCUUUGAAAGAAUAUGCUGAGCUCCGUGGUAUCAAACUGAUUCAAUUACAUCGUCUGAGUCAAACAGUACAAAACGCAUUAAUUGAGAAAUAUGGUAGACAACAAAUAGAGCAAAUGUCGCAACUUCAGGAAUGUUCAUCAUUUACCCAUAAGCACAUUCUUUAUAAACAAGCAGCUGUAUAUGUACACAAUUUAUUACAUGUUGAGGAAAUUCCUAUUUUUUUCCAAAUAAUUCAUAUUUUGAAAAUUCACAACCAGUGGAUAUUUUUAAUCGACCAGUUCUUGACAGAACGUUACGAUAAACAUUUAUGUUCGUAUAAACUAACAUCAAACGAUUUAUUCACAAUAGUAUCUCCUCAAAAUCUCACAUACUAUCAUAAAGAAGAAGAAGUUGAUGGUAAAACACUUUUACUUAUGAAAGACGUAAAGCCCAUUGAUUCUUUCUUAAAAAGAUAUAAACAUCAACUAUUAUUUUUGGCAGAAAGAGAAAAAUUAUUUGGGUCAGAUGCAUUGUCAGUUGGUAAUAAUAUUAUUGAUGAUAAUUCUGAACAAAAUAGUCAAUGUGCUGGCUCUUCAUCCAUUUAUGACCAUACACAAAGACAAAAUGAAAAUUAUUCAGAUACAUUACGAGAUGAUAUACCGAAAUCAGUUUAUAUUCGUAAUGAUCAAGAGCCUCAUGAUAUAUUAACAAUAUUUACAUCAUCAAACGAAUUAGCAUCCCAUGAUAUAGAAGCAAAAAAUGAAUUUAAAAUCGACAAGAAACAACUGACGUCUGUCGAUAUUGGCAAUCUAUACGUUGUUCCUGAUUUACCUGAUACAUUGAAACAAGCGAUUGAGAUAAGGGAUUUAGCAAAAUUUGGUAAUCAUUGUAAUUUUCGUCGAAUAUUAUCGGAUACUGUGUUUCAUGAUUUAACAACAAACUAUAAUCUAUGGUAUCCAACUACUCAUCAAUACGAUUCCAUAGCACGUGGAAUUAUCAAUAGUAUGAAAAUUUUGUCUGAUGAAAAAACUCUGGCAAGUGCUAUGAACAUGCUAAUAACACUAUUUCUCUUCUGUACAGCUUUAUGUCUUAAUUCUUUUCGUUUACAGCUUGCCUGGAAACGAACAAUGAUAAGCAAAUUUAAAGAUGAAAGACAAUCCAAAGCUGAUACAAUAGAACAGAUUAAAGCACAUAAAAUCAAAUAUUCGAGAUUAGAAUCAGGUCGUCCGAUCAAAAAACAAGCCAUAACAACCUUAGCAGAUCGAGAUCCUGAAAAAAAAAUUAUAUUACAAAGCGAUGCAAAGGAAAAUGAAAAUGAGGUUGAGAAUUUGAAAGAUGAGCUGAAAAUAGCAGCUAAAAAUGAAAAUCCCGAUGCAAAAUUAUUAUUGAAUGCGUGGAGUAAAACUAUACGUUAUAGGCGUGAUUUUGUGCGGACACACAAAAUAGCCGAUAUAAUAGAACAGUUUCCAACUUAUAAGCAACCAUGUUUUAUUUAUGCUGAAAUUGAAAUGUUGACUGGUCUCAAUAUCGAAGUAACUGGAAAAUUAAUAUUGAAUGAAUUAUAUCAAAAGCUUUUGACAGAAAAUACAGCUUUUUUGACGGAUGCUAUGCCGCUUCGGUUAAUCAAGGUUUUAUGUGGCAUAUUCGAAGAAACAUGGAAACACUACAUAUUUACAUCGGGAGAUCCAUCAUCUCCUCAACCAAGCAUUAAAACUUCCGAUGAAGCAAUUGAAUUAUGGGUAGACUGGACUGUUGUUUUACGUCCAAAAAGUGCGGAAGAAGCAAUUAUACUUUGGCUCGCGCUCUAUCACAUAUAUGAGUUAAAAUUUCCUUAUCAUAGCCGUGUUGUCAGAUUUAUGUAUGUAAUACUAUUUAAUGAAAAAAGAUAUGCGUCGAAUUCAAUCAGAAAAAUAUUAAAAUUGUAUGGCUUAGAUGACAGGUAUUUAGAAAGAACGACAAAGUUAUUCGAAAAAAGUCAGCAACAAGAAAUUAGUGAUGAAGUUAGUAGGGAAUUAAAAUUAAAUAAUGAUCAUCCAAAACAACAAAAAACAAAUAAUGAACCUCCUCAACGUCAAUUACCAGAAUUAGCACUAACUAAUGAUGAUAUCGAUGAUGAUGACGGCGAACAAAUAUCAUACAAUUCAAGGAGCAAAGAACGAAAACUAAGUUCAACAACAAUAUUAUCUAAGAAGAUUCAGAAUUCAUCAAAGUCGAACAGUUCAAAAAGAAAAGGACUAUCAAUGGGCUGUAAUAACUUGGAUGAUGAUACUGCCAAUCAAAAAAUAAAGUCAAUUCCUGCACAGCCUGCAAAAAAAGCAAAACGUUCAAGAUGA
Molecule: messenger RNA, 4059 nt
Organism: Didymodactylos carnosus
Lineage: Eukaryota; Metazoa; Rotifera; Eurotatoria; Philodinida; Philodinidae
Source: the annotation of a GenBank genome assembly